Messenger RNA from Phlebotomus papatasi, 927 nucleotides. RefSeq names its product chymotrypsinogen A-like. The coding region runs from base 1 to 927 and encodes 308 amino acids. Gene Ontology annotation, biological process: proteolysis. The transcript is spliced from 2 exons. Lineage: Eukaryota; Metazoa; Arthropoda; Insecta; Diptera; Psychodidae. Gene Ontology annotation, molecular function: serine-type endopeptidase activity. The record is from RefSeq and is a predicted model, not a curated record.
AUGUUCAGUGUCUCAGUUGAAGAAGUUCUUUUGGGUGCAAUCGGUGCAAUGAUAGGUUUGUUCUGGACUUUUCUGGGAGCAGCAAUUCUGCUGAAUUCUAUUGAAUUCUCAGAGGGAAAAUUGCAAUCCGUUUUGGAUAUUCGCGAAGCAUUUGCAAAAAAAUUUCCGGGAAAAAGAGUAAUUCGAGGAGUUGAUGCCAAACUUGGUCAAUUUCCUCAUCAAAUACGUUUGCUCAUCUACGUGGAUUUCUUAAAAGAAGAUCAUCAAGAGCGGCAUUUAUGUGGAGGAAGUAUAAUUGAUGAAAGAUGGGUCCUAACUGCAGCUCAUUGUAUUUUGGAGGGCAAUGACAAAACAAUAAUAAGUUACAAAGUUGAAGCUGGUUAUGUUAACACAGCAUAUGCCAACAAUAAAUAUACUCAGAGUUUCUAUGUGGCUUCGAAGGAUGCCCAUCGUCAUCCAAAGUACAAUAGUGCUACAUUGAUCAAUGAUAUUGGUCUGAUAAAAACAGGAAAAUUCGAUUUUACCCGGUCCAAUGUUAAACCUAUUCCCCUGACAACAGAAUCCCCCAAUUCUUUUGUUGGUCAAUUGAUGGUAACAUCUGGCUAUGGGUACAUCUCAAAUGUUGGACCGGUUUCCCAGAAAUUGAAUUGGACCAAACUCAAAAUUAUUCCAUUCGAUAAAUGCCAGAAAGCCUAUGAUGAAACCAUUCCGGAAACAUGUUUCUGUGCCGAAGAUCAGAAUCCACGAAAGAGUUCCAUUUGUUCUGGGGAUUCUGGAGGACCUGUUAUCAUUAAAAUUGACGGAGAACACAAACUAAUCGGGGUGGUGUCUUUUGGACACGUAGAUGGAUGCGAUACGACCCCACAAGGUUUCACGAACGUCUUUUCCAGCAUCAAAUGGAUUCAAUACGUAAAGACAAGGAAGUGA